AUGAACCCAGUUGCCGGGAUCCUGCUCUGCGCCCUGCUGGGGGCUGCCUUCGGUAAGGAAGCAGCCAAGGCGUCUGUCACACACGCCCGUCGCCCUCUGCCCGCCGGCCCCCCUGAGAGCCCAGGUCCAGCAGCCUUUUUUCUCUUGCUAGGAAAUCGCAUGCGGUGCUACGACUGUGGCGGCGGAGGCCCCCGCGGCUCCUGCCAGGAGACCGUGACCACGUGCCGGGAGGGCGAACGCUGCGGCUUCCUGGAGCGCAAACCCCAACCCCAGCUGGGACAGACCAAGCUAUCUGGAAACCCCUCAGUGACCUUGAUUCAUCACCAUCCAACCUGCGUGGCAGCCCAACAUUGCAACAAAGUGCAGACAGAGUUGGUGGGAGAUGUGACUUACACGACCCACAGGGACUGCUGCGUCGGGGACCUGUGCAACAGUGCUGUGGCGAGCACCUCGGCCCCCAUGUGCAUCGUGGCUGCUGCAGCCACCGCCCUGGCCUGGUUCUUGCCAGGACUGUGGAGAGGGUAGUGGGAGCAGGGGAAGGGAAAGGAGCAAGGGAACGAAGGAGAUCUGAGUUGGGAAGAUGGACCCUCCUCUGUGAGCCAUUAAAAUCUAUGGACCACUCCAGAGCUAACUGGAGAAAUCCA
Sus scrofa (pig) is the source of this 644-nucleotide messenger RNA. NCBI's taxonomy places the organism in Eukaryota, Metazoa, Chordata, Mammalia, Artiodactyla, Suidae. The record is from RefSeq and is a predicted model, not a curated record.